This is a messenger RNA of Colletotrichum spaethianum, 282 nucleotides long. RefSeq lists its product as uncharacterized. The coding region runs from base 1 to 282 and encodes 93 amino acids. The record is from RefSeq and is a predicted model, not a curated record. The transcript is spliced from 2 exons. Lineage: Eukaryota; Fungi; Ascomycota; Sordariomycetes; Glomerellales; Glomerellaceae.
AUGCCGUGCCCAGACGACCAGACCAGAACCGAGAGCAUCACCAUUGAUGCCGGCGCCUCGCCGACCGUCCUUGACGGAGAGCCUGCCGUCGCCCUCUCCUCGUCGCCCGCAGAUCGACGAGCCAGCACCGACGAAUGGGUUCCCCCGAGCCGCUUCCAGAAGCGCAAGGGUUCCAUCUAUGCUACGCCCGGUUCUCGUGACGGCCAUGUUGACCGGAAUUACGCCUCUGGCUUCCACGAGAAGCACACUGAGAAAGGCUACACCAAGACGCCCUCAAAGUAA